Molecule: messenger RNA, 773 nt
Organism: Ruditapes philippinarum (Manila clam)
Lineage: Eukaryota; Metazoa; Mollusca; Bivalvia; Venerida; Veneridae
Product: IgGFc-binding protein-like
Exons: 3
Coding region: 102-773 (223 amino acids)
Source: RefSeq, a predicted model, not a curated record
UCGCACGAAUUUUAAGUCGUUUGCAACAUGUACAUGAUAAGGCGGGACAAGUUUGCCAAAUAAUUGUCACUCUAAGUGUGGUUAUCUACAAAAAUGGAACAAUGAAGACACUGGAACUAUUUGUUUGUUUUGUGUGUAUUGUCGGACUAGUCUCCGCCGUAACGACCACCCCUCCGGACAACAAAGGCCUUGAGUUUGUUUUGAUGUUCAUGGAAAACCAAAAACUAGGUCCACAAAUGUUUCCUUUAGAAGUUUAUUGUACAACUCAAGAGAAGAAACCAGUUCAUGUACAUGUGACGUCACCGAAGUCUUCGUCUCCACAUGUUGACGAGACAUUUACGGUGACAGACGGGCAAGUGCAUAAGACAUUAGUUGACAGCGCGUUCCGAAUGACCGGAAGUUCCGUCUCAUCGAAAGCAAUUCGUAUCCAAGCUGAUGCAGAAAUAGCAUGUUACGGGGCCAACAAAGAGACAUUGUCAAAUGACGUAUAUCUUGGCUUACCGGUUGACGCACUCGGUACAGAUUACUACGCGAUGGCAUAUAGUCCGGCGAGUAUUAAAUCUGAGCUUGGUAUAGCAAGCACAGAUGAUUCGACAAAUGUGAAAGUAACUUUACCAACCGGAAGCGGAAAUGUAGAUGUGACAUUUAAGGGAAAAACGUAUCACGCCGGAGAUGUUAUUAACAUUCAGUUACAGAAAUAUGAUACCCUCCAGUUGCAGAGCUCUGGUGACCUAAAGGUUGGAAAUAUUCUAAUAAAUAAUCAUUUGAAUUAA